This is a messenger RNA of Xyrauchen texanus (razorback sucker), 1784 nucleotides long. RefSeq names its product HPS4 biogenesis of lysosomal organelles complex 3 subunit 2 (gene hps4). The record is from RefSeq and is a predicted model, not a curated record. The transcript is spliced from 3 exons. The annotation marks the transcript as partial. NCBI's taxonomy places the organism in Eukaryota, Metazoa, Chordata, Actinopteri, Cypriniformes, Catostomidae.
ACGAACGAGCGAGCAAGUAGUGAAGAACAAAGGCUGAAGGAGAAUGCAAAGAGCAAACAUGACCUCCCAAAUGGCUCCCCACCACAUGAGAUCCUAGCAGACACCUCUCUAGUGCCCACAAUACUGUAUCAGCACAGAGUCAGAGGCCUGGUACUAGCCCUGCUUGUAGAGCCAGAAUUCAGCUCCAACCCCACCGCCAGAGAGAAAGUGUAUCACAGCAGCGUAGCAUCUCUGAAUGGGCUUGAGGCUCACCUGAGGAAUACUUCACCUGGGACCCCCGGCCCACAAGGGCCCUAUGCUUUUGCCCACUACGAUUGCAUUCAGAACACUCUCACUAUUUUAUAUUCCACAUUUGUCUGCUGGCUCUUCCGUGUAUGGAACCUAUUCUACGGCUCAGGAAGUGUAUUUUCUCCAUCAGUGAUCACCUGUGAGAAACUCUGGAAGUCCUGAUGCUCAGGAUAGUGGCUUCUCCCUACCCAGAAAAGCUUAUCAGCGAAUCCUUAAUGUUAAUUCCAACAUACAGUAUUUUAAUACAUUUUCAUACAUUCAAAUAAACAGUUGUAUUAGUUCAUGCACUAUGAACUAACAAUGUACAUUUGUAUUUUUUUUAGUAACAUUAACUAAGAUUGAUAAAUGCUGUGAAAUAUUGUUCAUUGUUAGUUCAAUAAAGCUAAUGCAUUAUCUAAUGCUAAUGAAUGGAAUCUUAUUGUAAAUUCUGUCAUCAUUACUCACCUUCAUGUUGUUCUAAACCAGUCUGACUUUCUAUCUUCCGUGGAACUCAAAAUGAGAUUUUCAGGAGAAUGUUAGUUUCAGUUUCAAGAGAGAAAUUCAUACAGGCUUGAGGGCGAGUAAUGAUUUACUCACUCGUAUUUCUGCACUGCAUUCUUAUUAUUCUUAUUACACCUAUUAGAUGUAAAUGAUGACAACGGAGGCUUCUUACUUACGUCUUUUUGUUUUUGUCUCAGGACAAGUCCCUUUUUACUUGGACUAGUGACUGACCAAUAUACUUGCCUGAAGGACAAGAACAUGACAAUGCUUAAUGUUGAGCCCUGCAUUCUGCUUCCCAGUUCAGUGCUUUAACCCACUAUGCCACCUCCACUCACUUUUGGAAAAGUCCCGUGGAGUGUGUAUUUGACAGUUUGCAAAGUUGCUCACUACAAAUUUGACGAAACGUUGGCACCUUUUCUGACACGGAUUUGAAUAAUAAUGUGUAGUGGUUACAAAUGUUUGGAACUGCAUGAAUAUGUGAAUCUGCACCUUUGCUUUCACACUGCAUGCAAACUGCUCUGAGACCACUUCAGAACACAAACUCCAUGAAGACAACCUGGCCACGACAAAUGCGUGGAGAGAGACUGCAGAUUAUAUGAAGUCAGAUACAUUUUCAACAAAAGUGGAAGGGGCUCUGUGACAACUUUAUUAAUAAGGGAAAGAAGCAAAGCAGUUAAUGUGACAAUCCUGAUAGACCUGCAUAAUUGGCAAUACUUCCGUGCCUGAAACAGUACAAAUUAAUUUUAAUUCUAGGCUUCGUUUGCCUAGUGCUUUAGUUGGUCCACGAGAAAAAAGUUUGGCUUCUUCCACAGUAUAAUUAAACUUUAAAGGUAAAAGAGCAAAUCCCUUUUUAGAUACAGAUAUUGCUCGUCAGUCAACUUGAUAGCGCGCAUGCGCAUUAGCUGGACCAGCCUGAAAUUUGUCGAGCUAAAGCAGCACAAUUUACAAUACCAUUGUUGCAAUAUUUAACUGCUGAUCCAAAAUAUGUUCUUUGACCAUAAUUCUGACCAACCGUA